Messenger RNA from Phlebotomus papatasi, 1418 nucleotides. It is a transcript of the gene spn-F, whose product is annotated as protein spindle-F. The record is from RefSeq and is a predicted model, not a curated record. Bases 173 to 1243 code for a protein of 356 amino acids. Lineage: Eukaryota; Metazoa; Arthropoda; Insecta; Diptera; Psychodidae. The transcript has 2 exons.
AUGUUUAGCUGUCAGUUUCGUCAUCGUCCUUGAGAGAUUGUAGUGAAGAAAAAUCCCCUUUUCCUAUCAGAUAGUGCAUUUUUUGGGUUUCCUGCUCAUCAACAGUGAAGUGGAGCAAUGAACUAGGGGUGUUAUAUAAGUGAGAAGACUGUGAACAAUCCAAAGGAACGCAAUGGCAGGCAGUGAUGAGGCGAAUUAUGCUCUUCACAUCGCACUAACAACGCUCCGGGAGAGAUGUCAGAAGUUGGAGGCCAGAUUGUCAGCUGUUGAGGAGGAAAAUCAUCAGCUGAGACUUAAAUUGGGUGACAGGCAGAACCUAGACCUUGGGGAGAGUGCAGAAUCGGAGGUGGGAGCCCUCCAGGCAAAGGUAUCCGAUCUCACAAGACAGAAAGUCCAGCUAACGGAUCACAUUGCAAUGGUGGCCACUGAGAAUCGCCAGCUCUGGUCACGCUUGUCGCGCCUCACGAAGGACAGUAGGCCACCCAAGGCGAGCCCACCCUCACCCAUCACAAGCCAGAACCUCAUUCGCUCCAAGACAUUCACCCAGAAUGCUCCAAAUCCCAAAUUACGCGACAAACUUCCGGACAGCGAGAACCUCAGUCUCGAAGAGAUAUCCCUGCAAAUGCUGAACGAGGUCACAGAUGCCAAGCAACAGCUCGAGAAGAGUUGCCAGGAAAUUAUGACUGCCAGCACAGCAGACGGGGAGACGCUCAUGGGAUUUGGGUUUCUGGCUGACGAUAGCCAGGAGGCAGAGGGAGAUGUGACAGAGAAGUUAACAAAGGGCCUGGACAAGUACAAGAAACUUAAGGCCACGAUGAUGAAGCAGCAGAGUGACUUGAGGAGCUUACUGGAGGAGAAAAAUUCCCGAAGAACAGAGCUCAAAGUCUGCCGAGCGUGUGAAGAGAGGGCCGAGAUUGCGAAACCUAUGACAGUGUCAAUUGAUUCCCAGACUGACUUUGAGGAGCAAUGUAGAUCAGUCACCCCUCCAAUUCCCGAGCCACCGUGUCCACCGACUGUGCCUCCACAGCCUCGUCCGCGCCACAUUGAGCCCAAUCGGAUUGACUUCCUGGAACAGAAGCGUCUGGCUGAUGUGCUGGACAAGAUGUGCCCGAUGUGUGGCAAAAUCUACAGCACCACGAGCAAAUUCGAGGAGUUCCAGGAGCACGUGGAAUCUCACUUUGUGGAUGAGAAUGAGAUGGACUUGAGUCUUGAGAGGAAUUAUGAGAUUGUGUCCAAUUUCUGACAUUCCGGGAAGAUUUUCUUCCACGGAGAGUUAUGAAAAUUUGCAUGGAGGUAUUUCUUUUUUUUUAUUCAAGAGACUACAGAUUUUUAUUGUAAAUAGUGUUCAAGAAAAAAACACCCUUCAGAUACCAAUUCCUGAAGAAUUUUAUCAGUAUAAUAAACUACAAUAGAGGAGA